UCCCUGCUCGUUUUUAAGUUUCGCUGUGUCAUGUUAUAUGAUGGCUGAGGGAAUCAACAGUUUUGCGUACAAAUACUGCUUGUCUUCUCUUGCCGCCACUGUUGCAGAGACAGGUAUAAAUAGUGUUGGUUGUCAUAUCUUUAAGAGACAAGUUAGAAUACUUACGUGGCACAUAUCACAUGAUAUUAUCUGAUCGUGGCCGUGUUUCUGCAGGGGAGACACUCUUCGAGCCACAAGAGUGUUUUCAACAAAAGACUUCAAUUUUAUAUUUAAGCUUUAUUUACUCCAAUUCUAAACCUCGGCUAGCUGUGAAAUUACGUUUUUUAAAUAAAUCAUAUAUAUAGAUAUUUACAUGGAAAUUUUAAAGAUUAUUUUUUCAAGUGUAAUCCUGAAUUGUUGAACGAGAACCUAGAAUUGAAUUAAAACCGACCUUUGAUCUUCACGUUUGGUAUAAAUCUAAUUCUAUACUUUGUUGACUAACAAUGCUUUCUUUCAACAUCAAGUUAGUUUAUAGUUAGUCGUAUCAGUAAAAGUUAAUCGUUCAUGAAUCUAAUCAUAUUGCUUUUCAAGAAUUGAAAUAAUAUUUUGUGGUUAUGGGGACAAACAAGUUAAAUGUUUAAUGUUUCUUAAAAAAAAAGGUUGAAAAUAUAAAUUUAUAAUGUGUUAAGUUUUCUUCCUUUGUUCUUUUAAAGAGAGUCACUCAAAGAAACGAAACAAUACAAGUCAUUUUAGGUUUAUUUUCAUGUCAAGUUAACAGCUGCGAGCCAUAACUCAAUUAAUAGUUUGCUAGAAAAGAAGAAGAAUAGAACAUUUUCACGUGAUGAGACGUUCUUUAUAUGAACCUUAUUUUUCACUACUGUUUAUUUGGAAAGACUUUAAAUUAAGAACUUUAUAUCAACAAUUCACAUGAUUAUGAUUUGCAAGUGACAAGGUCCCUCUGAGGUUUAAUAUAGAAUAUUGUUCCUUGGACUCAAAACUUGUCAGAGAAUACAAGCUGUUUUUCUUUUUAUUUUGGGUAACAGUGCUAUAUUUUCACUUAAUGCAAGAAUGCUGUAUUAUAAAGUAGGUGGGGUCCCACUACGUUGCUUACAGCUCUCUUGCAUUGAGCUUUUAAUCUGAGUUUUUAAUUACAUCACCAACCAGCUGUGCACAGGGUUGGUAGUCUUAAAAAUUUAAGUGUGUCCAUAUUUGGCAUGCUUUCUAAAACCUUAAUCCUAUUUCACAACAAAAUUUGUGGAUUCCCCCACCCUGUUUCAGACUAGACCAUUGGAGCAUGUUCAGGUACAUAUAAUUUCCCAGAUAGUCUGGAUCAGAAAAACCUGUGUAAACAUUAAUUUUGAGAAGGAAUUCACUUUGCACUCAAAGUGCUCUUCUUAAGAGAAUAGUAAAAGUAAAGAAGAAUAUGAGCCUUCCCAAAUCACACUCUUUUUCAGAUUGUAACAGUUAAAAGCUUUAACACCAUACCCUUUGAUGCUGCAAAUAACUGCAUAGCUGAAAAAAGGGAGUGCUCUUCCGUUCCCGCACCGUUCCGUGGUCUCCUAUACAGACAUUCUUGGGGCUUUGUCAUGCAUUCCUCGUCUGUGUAGCAGACUUAUCCUAGCUCGGUCUGGUGAACCCUUUAAACCACAUGCUAGACCAAUAAAUGAUUGCUUUUGUCAUUAAAUCCCUUCAUCUUUAAGAAAAUACAAACAAAUUUCUCAUGAUAAUAAAACAAAUGUAAGUAACCUCCCAAGAUAUGAGGAUACCAUUUUUGCCUACAGAAAGGGAAAUGUUACAGUUGUUAGAUAGUAAGACUGGUGGUUGCAUUUUGCUCAUUUACAGACUACUUUGCUGAAAUUUUGACAUUAUUUUUGAAUUUUAUUUUUUAUAAGUGACCUUUCCUCUCGAUAUCACCAAGACCCGUCUUCAGAUUCAAGGAGAAAGGGCAUCGACUGUUUCUUCCACAACAGCAACAAAUGUUCCUUACCGGGGUAUGGUAAGGACAGCAGUGGGUAUAGGUGAGUAUACUGAAGCUGCGGCCAGAAGUAGAAACAAUAUUUUUAAAAAUUACACCAGAAAAAAGUGGUAUGGAUAUAUUUCAGUCAUAUACUUUAAAUGUAAAUAUAACAUAGUGUGUAAAAAAAGCAGAUUGGAUGAAUAUUGCUUAAUGGAACAGUAUUAAUUAAAAGUGUGAUCUUUGUUGUUUUGUGGACAGUUGAGGAGGAAGGAUUGGUUAAUCUCUGGAGUGGUGUUACACCUGCAAUAUUAAGACAUGUUGGUAAGUUUAUCUCACCAAACACUACGACGUUAUUUUUUUCAUGUCCUGCAUCAGCUCACUGUAAAUAUAAGAAUUAAACCUUCCAUCAACAAGUUCUCUGGGCAGAUCUCCAUACAUUUUCUUGAAAUAUUUGUUGAGAGAAUCUGUUGAAAAGAUCAAGCACUUUGGUGAUCUUUUUAUAAUUUAUUCUUGGAACCUUCCAGCCUGGAAUUGACAGAUUUAUACCUUCUGUUGUGUGGGUUUCAAACAACGAAUAAAUAUUAAGAAAAUUGAUGUUAGUGUUAGACUACACGCCUAAAUCAACCACAAAUUACUCCAAACUUCUAACUCUUUUAAUACGUGUCGGUGGCGUUUUCCGCCAUCUUGCGAUUACAUCAUCUUGGCUAGAGCCAGUCCUUUUCGAUAUUAUUCUAACUAGUUCCAGUUCUCUACAUUCUCCCCCUCUGGAAAAAGAUGUUGUCCUCAACAUGAACGGAUAGACCAUAGUCUCUUGUGGGUUAUCUCGUGUAACAGUUCCUCGUAUUCUUGUAUCUCAUUAUUGGGUCAACAAAGUUAUCCUGGUUGAUCAGGCCAGAAUGUUCGCUUAAGUUGCCCAAAUGUUACUGUGUUAUCUUUACUGCACUGUACUGUUCGAUAACGCGCCUAUAUCGAUUGUUUGCCCGUACAAAGAACAUGUAGAGAUCGAGAAAAAAAAAAAAUCCUAAUAAAACAAGGUUGUACCUCUAAAAACGAACGACAUGUGAGUUAUACUAUACUAAACAUUUAUCCGUCUUAUCUAAACGAACGUAAUUUCAAUUGGUCCAAAUCAGUUCCUUUCUCUUCAAGUUAAUGCCACCAGGCUUGCUGGUAACGCCACGCAGGCACAGGAUACAUCGGCUGAACGUGUACUGGGAAAGGUACAAAAUAACUGAAGGGCUGAAAGACAGGUUGUUGCACCAUCCAUGAUACCGGGACAGGCUGCCAUAACUGGUGUGGAUAUGAUGCUGUGAUGCCGCGAAUUCCUGUUGUGGAACUGGGUUGAAAGGAGGGUUGUCCCAUUGCAUCAUAGGUCAUCCUGAGGGGUGGUCUGCUUACGCGCUGUGACUGUCUUAGAGGUACACCAUCUACAGCUUCAUCAUCGAACGCACCACUUGGUUGCUCUGUGUCUUCAGCCUCUCCCUCUGAGCCUGGACCAUCAACUUGACAAGGGUAAGUGUCGUGUUCAUCUAACUCUGGAACAAUUUGGCAAUUGUCUUCAGUAUGAUUCCUCGUAGACUCGUAAAAUUCUUGAAGUUGACCAGGUGUUAACCCAGGGAUGUUCUCAUCAGUGGUUCUGGUUGUGUUCUCUUGUAGCUCCUGCUGUCUUCGGGUUGUCCUGGGCAUCGUGCGACGACUCUUGGAUGGCUUAGGUGGUAUCUCAACAGGUAGAAAGGAACAUGGUAGCAGCAGGUUGCGAUGCAGAACUCUUGUCCUUCCAUUACCAGUCUCUGGUUUUACCUCGUAAACUGGCAUAUCCUCCCUCUUUUGAGUAACAACGUGGAUUUCUUGCUCCCAAUAAGAGCGUAACUUUCCUGGGCCACCACGCUCCGUCAUGUUUCGCACAAGAACACGGUCUCCUUCACGUAGCGUGGUAUGUCUAACUUUCUUGUCAUACUGUUGUUUCCCCAUGUCUGCACUUUUCUUUGCAUGAGCGGAGGCUAGUUCGUAAGCUUCUUUCAUGGCUCUUCGCCAAUUUUUAACAUACUCAGGGUAUGUAGAAUAUCCCUCUGGAGGUUUCAAGCCAAACAUUAGGUCGAUGGGUAGCCUUGGCGUCCUACCGAAUAGUAGAUAGAAAGGUGAGAAUCCAGUAGAGUCGUGGCGAGUGCAAUUGUAUGCAUGGACUACUUUAUUGAGAUGGUCACGCCAACGGGAUUUCUGUUUCUCUGGCAGGGCUCUCAGCAUUGAUAGAAGUGUUCGGUUGAACCUUUCAACCUGCCCAUUCCCUUGUGGAUGGUAGGGGGUUGUCCGCGAAUGUUUGAUCCCACUCAGUUUCUCAAGGUUGUAGAAGAGUUUGUUUUCGAACUCUCCGCCCUGGUCAUGAUGAAUGGUUCCUGGAAACCCAAAUCUCAUGAUAAAGUCAUUAUACAGUUUGUUGGCAGCGGUCUUCGCAGACUUAUCCCGGGUGGCGUAUGCUUGGGCAAAUCUGGUGUAGUGAUCCAUGAUUACCAAUAUGUACUGGUAUCCACCCGAGCUUGGUUCGAGAUGAACAUAGUCCAUGGAGACGAGUUGGAAAGGUGCUGUGGAGAGGAUAGGCUGAAGUGGUGCGUGGACAUGAGUUGCGGGUUUACGUUGCUUCAGGCAACGACACACUUUUGUGACAUAAUGGGUGAUGUCUGCUCUCAUAAACGGCCAAUAGAAGCGUUCUCUAGCUAGUUCCACUACUCUGUCGGCACCCAAGUGCCCCAUGUUUUCGUGUAGCUCUUCAUACACCCUUUUGUGGUAUUUCUUGGGUAAAACCAUUUUGUCUCCACACCCAGUUUUCCGAUAAAGGAUUCCAUCUUCAGCAAUAAACAGUUUAUUCCAUUCGUGUAAGAGUUGUCGGGCAAUAGCUGUCUCUUGCUGCCUUUCCUGAUAGGUGGGACGCCUUCCAAUUUGAAUAAACUGUAAAACACGAGCAAUUGAUGGAUCUUCUUGCUGAGCUGCGACAAGUUCAUCACGUGGCAGAGUUGGAAUGUCUACACGCUCUUCCUUUAACAUGUCGUGUACUGCGGUGAGAGAUGACAACCAGGCGGUCUGGGGGGUGUUAGUUACAUGGACUGAAGAUGUGACAGCAUCCAGAACAUCCUGAUUAACUACUUCCGAACAACUUUUCAUAUAGCCCUCAAAACUGAUUGGCAUACGAGACAAGGUGUCAGCAUCUGCGUUGGCUUUUCCUGGUCGAUACCUGAUCUCAAAAUGGAAGUCGGCUAAUUCAUUAAUCCACCGUAAACCAGUGGCGUUCAGUUUCGCUGAUGUUAGGAUGUAUGUCAAGGGGUUGUUAUCAGUGAAAACAGUAAACUUUGGCGAGUAGUAAAGGUAGUCACGGAAGUGUUCAGUCACUGCCCAUUUUAGAGCAAGAAACUCAAGUUUUCCUGCGUGAAGGUGGUACUUUUUCUCAGCUGGUGACAGCGCUCGUGAAGCAUAAGCAAUAACUCGCAUGACCCCAUCCUGGUUUUGGUACAACACUGCCCCGAGACCGUCUUUACUUGCGUCGGUGUGGAGAGUAAAUGCUUUUGAGAAAUCUGGAUAAGCCAUAAUGGGUGGAUUACUGAGGUGUCCCACUAACUUCUCGAGGGCUAGUUGCUGUUCUCUUCCCCAAACGAUUGGCGUCUUUGAGGGCUGUUGUCCAUCCUGUCCUGUGCUGGUAAGCAAGUCAUAGAUCGGUUUCGCAAUUUUAGCAAAGUUUUUAAUGUACCUUCGGUAGUAACUUAGUAUUCCUGCAAGCUGUCUUACUUCACCAACAGUUUUGGGUGUUACUUCCUUUAACUUCUCGAUAGCUUGUACACACCCUGGAUCCAUCUGGUAACCAUCACCUGACACAACUCUUCCUAAAAACUUGACCUCGCGUUUGAACAAACUACACUUGCGCGGCUUCAACUUGACUCCAUGUGCUCGUAACUUUCGCAAUACUGUUCUCAGAUGCUCGAUGUGUUCUGCAAAUGUCCUACUAAAUACUAUGAUGUCAUCGAGGUACGGUAUAGCCACUUUGUCCCUUAGUUCACCCAAACAACGUUCCAUAAACCGUUGGAAAUUCGCAGGUGCGUUCAUCAAUCCAAAUGGGAUCCUUACCCAUUCAUAUAGCCCCCACGGUGUAAUGAAUGCUGUCGCUGCUCUACUGUCCCUGUUUACGAACCCCUGAUGAUACGCCUUACCCUGGUCAAGUACACUGAACCACUUAUUUCCGCCAAGACUAUCCAAGGUCUCUUGGACUCUAGGAAUGGGAUGUCUGUCAGCAAUAGUCUUGCGAUUUAGUUCUCGAUAGUCAAUGCAUAGCCUUAGAGACCCAUCCUUCUUGCGAACACAGACAACUGGAGAGGAGUAUGGGGACUUGGAUUCAGUGAUGAAAUUCUGGUUCAGAAGGUCUUCAAUGUACUGUUUCACCUCCGGAUACAGUGGUCGAGGAAUUGACGUGUACUUCUUUUGCACUGGCUGGUUAUUAUGCAGAUUAAUCUCCAUUUCCAGAUCAGGGAUGCAGCCAAUAUCUUCUUCAUUGGAUGAGAAUGACUCGUACUCUUCCCUCAGCAUCAUUUCAGCUGCAGUCCGCUGGUCAUGAUCCAAAUCACCGAGAUCAACUGCCGGAAGUGGGUUUUCAUUUUCUUUGUUUUGCUGCUCAGCAGGGGUGGUGGGUCCCUGAGGUUUAGGUUUCUCAAAAUAUUGCUGGUCAUUCUGGGUUCUACAUUCACUCAGUCUAACAUCUGCUGUUGUCACUGAUUUGACUGCCUGAAGGACUCCUAACGGGGUGCGACUCUUAAGCAGAAUAUCAUGGUCUGUCCCAUUGUGUACAGCAAUCUGUACCUUAGAUGACUUUCCUGGUUUGACAUUUAACAAAGUUCCAUUAACUUCUAAACCCUCUGGUAACUGUGCCAAUUCAUUUGGCUCAAACAGUACUGGUGUUAGCUUGUUUACUGGUCCUGUAGUUGCACGGCAGCCAACAGUUAUCAUGCUAUCCCUUGGUAUCACCACAUCUCUCCUUCCCGUCCUCACUUUACAAAUGGCAUCUGAACUUGAACUCUGAAUGAAAUUUACCAAGGCAUCUACUUUUGUCUUAUCUGUUCCAGGGAAACUCUUGUAAAUUGUUGGGUUUGGAUUCUGGUCCUGACUUACUAACUCUUCAAUGACAUUGUAUCCCAAAAUGGGACAGUCCAACUUUUCUGAUGUCACUAGAAAAGGCACUAACAGUUCCUCUUGAUUGCUAUCACUACCAGGAGGAGUUAGCAUAACUCUGGCUUCCACCCACCCAAUGUAGGGUAUUUGAGACCCAUUCACUGCUGUUAGGCUAAGGCUUGUCUCCAAGAGUUCUGACAACUGUCUAAUGGCUACUUGUCCUAAGCAUCUUUGGACAGAGUCGACUGAUAUUAUUGAAACCUGGGCACCAGUGUCCCAUAACAUUUCACAUUCAUAGUCAUUGAGCAAGCACUUCACCAUACACUUCUUGCCAACAAGGCCAAUAACUUUAGCAUGCUCACUUGGAGUUAAAUGACUGACACAGGCUGGGUCUACAAACUCUUUUGACUUACUUGUACUCGCCUCAGAAAGAUGACUUAUUGCUUGGCACAACACCUUGUGUUCAGCCCAGUGUCCCUUUUGACAUCGCGUGGUGCAAUACCAUACACUCUGACACUGACUACAUCUUUUAAGUUGUCCAUGCUCUACUCCGGUUUUACAACAGUGGCUACAUUGGUGAGACUUUGGUGGGUUUACGACUGCUUCCUGUCUCGCGGGAGCAGUCGAUUCCUGUUUAACUGCUUCCUGCAUCCCCUUGCCAGAUGAGAUUCGCUCCCACACUUAAAACAGUGAUUGCAAUAUUCCUUUCUGUUCUCGAGGCAGCUUGAACACAAAGGUGGUCUUCUUCUCUCUGGCCACUUGCCUGGAGGUACACUUUGAUUGCUGUUCUUCCUGACCUCGCUUUUCAAUGCCUCGACUUCUGACUUGAUUGCACUUAUAGCUGUUAGAAGAUCAUUCUGAGGGCUGUUCUUCUUGCCUCCUUCCUUUUCUUUAGGUGGGCCAUCAGAUACCGCAGACACUGAUAAUGGUGGUUGUUUGGUCUUGGUAUUAUUCUUAAGCUUCUUGUCCCUUUCCUUUUCUGCUGACGUAGCCAUGCUCAUCUGUUGCAUCAACACUUCAUCUGUCACAUUUGAGUCCUUCAGGAAUGGGCGAAUCUUAGCACGAAUACUUUCAUCCUGUAAACCAGUUUCUACUGACCGAAGAAACAGACGUUGUAUGUGUCCAGAGUCAUACUGUAGGGAUAUUUCACCUUCUUCUUCACCACAUGCAAACAGGAUUUGUUGCCUCAGAUCAAGAGCAUUCAUCAAAAAUGCCUGGGGUGACUCCUUUGGGCUCUGACAUAGGGAUGCCAGUGUUUGAUAGAGUUCUGAUGUAUUCUUUGCACCAUAGUGGCUACGGAGAAUUUUCUUUAACCGAUCCAAUGUCAAAUCUUCGUAAGUUUCGAGGUAACUCCUAAGUACCAUGCCAGGUGUAAUUGAGCGAAUAACACCAUCAACAAUUUCACUCUCGCCAUAACCUUGGGCCAACCCCAUUUGAAUUUGACGCAUAAGGGAAGAAAAACUAAUUUUGUCUUUCUGCUCGGGUUCCCCGAUUUGACCACUGAUCUUAAACUGUCUACGUAACGCGCUAGUCGCUAGUAGUUUUUGAACAGGAUCUUCCUUCGCUACGGGAGGAGGUUUUGAAUCACUUAGAACUGGCUUACCAUCUUCUUCAUCGUUCUUGAUGCCAUGGGGUUUCUCUGUCAGCAUUUCUUUUACGUCCUUGAGGUACGGCACGACUUCGGCUUCCUUCAGUUUUUCAAUUUCAUCAUCGAGCCGUAGAGCAACACGUUUCGCCACAAACAAUUUUGUUUUUCCCUCAUAUUCAACUUUGAAGAACUUGGCCAUUCGCUCGAGUGAGCUCCAGUCCGCGGCAUAGAUGCUAGACUGUAAUUCCAAUUGAAGAUCUUCUGCCAUCAUCGGCAAGGCCUCAGUUCCGAUGUUUCCGAUUGACAAUGGCGGGCAGUGGAAGCACGUGGUCAAAGCGAUGAGAGACACAAAUAUGCUCAAAAACAUACCAAAAUCGAUCGCCAGAAACGUUCCAUCCAGUGUUUCAUCUUCGUCGGGUUACAAGUCCUGGCAGGGUCGCCAAUUUUGUUAGACUACACGCCUAAAUCAACCACAAAUUACUCCAAACUUCUAACUCUUUUAAUACGUGUCGGUGGCGUUUUCCGCCAUCUUGCGAUUACAUCAUCUUGGCUAGAGCCAGUCCUUUUCGAUAUUAUUCUAACUAGUUCCAGUUCUCUACAUUAGUCACCCUUAGGACUUGGAGGGUCAAUGGCCCUGGGGGGCGGGGGGGAGGGGGUACUUCCUUAUAAGAGGCUAAUGGGAAUGUGCCGCUCGAUGGGGUUGCAUUUUGAGGACUGGGUUGACUAUAAUGGGGUCGCCUUUUCAAUAGCGUUACUAGAAUGGGGUCGCACAUUUUCCGAUUUUUUGGGGUAAGACAGUUCUUUCUAUUUACUGUUAGCAAAUGCACUAGAAUGUUUGUACUGUAGGUUAAAAAAUUAUAAAGUGUUUUUCAUUCCAUUUAAAAAAUGGGUCAAUUCAUAAAAAUAGGAAGUGGUUAAGUUGGGAUCGUAAAAAUUACAUAUUUGCGCAAAAGUGACUAAGAUGGGUUCUAUAAUUGGCCACAAAAUAGACUAUAAUGGGGUAGUCAUGUUGCUGAGAGCCCAGCAGCACAUACCCUGCAAAAAUUAACCCAAGUACUCCCCCGGGGUUAAUGGAUCUGAUCAAGAAGGACUUCACUGAAAUGGUGAAAUAAUAAUUAUCAGAGUAUACUCAUAAUAAGUACAAUUAUUGUCUACUGACUUAACUUCAACACAACCAUAACUUUCGUACCUUGAAUGCAGACUGUAAUAUGACUACUGUUUUACUCAAAUAAACUCUGCUUCUAUUGAGCACCACCCAAGAAUGAGCACUGAAUUUGGAACAAAAAAGGUACUUAUAAUAAGUUCCAACCCUUGAAUAAGUGGUAUUCAUGCGUUGAUCGUAAUUCGUCCCUUAGUUUACACGGGUUCAAGAAUGACUGCAUAUGAAUUUUUGCGGAACAAAGUUUUACGAAGAAAUGCUGAUGGGAGAUUUUCUCUAUGGUAUGUAAUUAUAGUCAAGUGACAGGUUAUGCAGAGCUUACUGGUUUUUUGGCUUGGUUUCUAUGGACUAAUUUAUUCCUAGAGUGGUUUUUUUUGUAAAAAGUGGGUAGGAAGAAUAGAUUUCCUGCAUCCAAAUAUGCCAGUAAUUGUUUUCUCUGUUGUACUGACUCACUGCCCCAUGUGCAAAACUAGUUCAGUGCAAAAAGCAGCAUAAUGUCAUGAUGGGGGUUCAAAACCAGCUACUUUGGAUUCCUUGGUGUUAUUAACUUUGUUGCCCUGUGAUACCACGGCAGGAUUAGCUCAGUCGGUAGAGUGCUUGACUGCAGAGCAGGAGGUCGCGGGUUCGAUUCUCGGGGUCGGACCAUUACUCAGGGUCUCAAAAUAACUGAGAAAUGAAGGUAGUACCUUUGCCCUGCAAAUGGCUAGACCUUCGCAUCCGCUUGGAUGACCAUGUAAAAUGGUGCUCCCAUCUCCAGUUGGAGAUGCACUUUUGUUCUAAAUACAUUGACACUCAAAUAAAGUGCAUAUAUAUAUAUACCUUUAAUUAUGAGAGAGUGUAAACAUGAAGUAAAAAUUUUGAUGCUUAAUAGGUGUUCCUUUGUUAAGUUUGAGGAGCUCCUCUAGCUCUGGCUAAGCAGGAGCUCUUUUAUAACAGCUAGGAAAGGAUUUCUUAUUAUAAAUUUCUAUAGGAAGUCAGUAAUAGCAGGGAUGACGGCUGGUGCAUUUGGACAGUUUAUUGCCAGUCCAACUGAUCUAGUCAAGGUUCAGAUGCAGAUGGAAGGCAAGAGAGUUCUUAUAGAAGGGAGACAACCUAGGUAUGUAGCUCAUAGUACUUGCUAAGGUUGUCUUUCAAAGGGUACUAAAAAUUUAUAAUUUAUUAUACAAUCAAUCUUCUUAAUGAAUAUAGAUGUUACAGGGAUGAAGUCAAGUGUCCAUUGGGGCUGUCGGAAAGGGCCGGGAGGAGGAAAAUCCCUCCGCCACUAUGAGCAUGAACCUCAGCUCAGCCUCAUGGAAAACAAAAGGAAAUAUAGAACCAAGCUCAGCUGUUCAAAUACUUGCCAGGGCUCAAGAACUGUCUUCAAUGUACUGUUGUUUGUAUUAUGGAGGUGUCUGCAGUGAAGAGAAGUGCAACUAUAUUUCGCCACUCUAAAGGGGUAGAUCAAGGAAAAUGUAGCCUCCUCCGACGCCUCCUCCACAGGCAACUUCUAUUGUAACAGUUACACUGACCAUAAGAAGUGUUUGAAUGAGAAAACGAGAAAAGAAUUGGAGGAGGAGUCACAAUCACUCCCUAUUCUUCCACACAUUCACUAAAACAGGAAAGUGAUGCAUGCAGAGGAGGCUAUUAAGGAUGUUGGCUUUGGGGGAGAUCGGAUAAAUUUUGGGGGAAGAAGUCAGUAUCUGAAGUGGGGAGGGUACAAAGGUAGCUGGGGACCUCACCUGAGAUGUACCCCAAGUUUAAUGAGUUUAAGAGGAUUUGAUAAUCUGAAAUGUGUUGUACAUAGUAACAUCUGGAGGUGAUACUAAAAAUGUAAGGCUCACCUUGUAGUUGUGGAUAAUAGUCCUUUUAUUCUUAGACUGUAACUCGUGAUGUCAAGAUGUGCAAAUUUUAAUGCCAUAAAUGUUUAUUCCAUGUAAGCCUGAUUUAUUUUUCACAUUUCUAGAAACUAAUGUAACGUUUAUUCAAUACCUUCCUAGGGUUCAUAACACUAAACAUGCUUUUUUAAACAUCAUCAAUAAACAUGGAGUGCGAGGUCUUUGGAAAGGAUGGGCUCCCAAUGUACAAAGAGCAGCUCUAGUAAACAUGGGAGGUAAGACACCUUAGUUAUAAUCCUUGUAAUUACACAACUUUAUUCAUUCAUUUCUGUAGAAAAACUUUAAAAGGAAAACAAAGUCAAUUUGUGGUAGUGUUUCUCAGUGAUCCAAAUUUUGUGGUAGUUCAGCAUACAUCUGCCCUUCAGGCCUCAGUUGUUCAAACAUUGGGUAGCACUGUCCACCGGAUAAAUCACUAUCCAAUGGACAAGUUGGGGAAACCAAUACGCUAUCCACCGGAUAGAGAUUUUUCCGGUGGAUAGCAUAAUCCACUUUUUGAACAAAGGGGCCAGUUGUUGAGAUGUAUAUGUAGGAGAUAAUUAAGACACCUUGUCUGAUUGAUGACAUUUCUCUUUAACCCACUGAGGUACUUUCAGUUCCUUUCUUUCGCUAUUAAAUGUUUUUAAUACAAUUGUUUAAUUUUUUUAUCAACAGAUUUGACAACUUAUGAUACUGUAAAACAUUUACUUCUCAAUCACACAAGUUUACAAGACAAUUGGGUCACUCACACAAUUUCAAGGUCUGCAUGUUCUAAUAUUUUCCUGAAAAUUGCAUUUAAUCAGCUCUUUGAACUUUUAAAUUUAGUUUGUAUAUAUGGGCAUUGCUUCUAUGAGUUAACGCUAGCGAGGAAGAAUGUAAACAAUGACCUCAGCAAGAGUUGCCUAUUGUAGCUGAAAGGUUUUGGCCAUGAAUAUUGCAACUAAGACACAAAGUGAAUGGAUAAUAAAUCUGUGCUGGUUGAAAAAUUUAUUUUUCAGUGGUUGUGCAGGGCUGAUUGCUGCAACCAUCAGUACUCCAGCAGAUGUAGUAAAAACAAGAAUUAUGAAUAACCCAAAAGUGUACAGAGGAAGUCUUGACUGCUUCAUGUGUGCUGUAUGUAUUGUUGUGAUUCAAUUAAUAAUUAUUUUAUCACCUAGGCUCACUUUCUUUUCUGCUUGAGUCAACAAUAAUAAUUAACAAAAAUGUAAAUUUGUAAAACAGAGGGAAAUAUAAGAACAAAGUUAAACUGACAGCCGCUUACCAACUUCUUACUCCCUACAUACCUACGAGGUAAUCACCAACAUAAGAUACCUUCCCUCACCUACCUACUUUAUGCUCAGUACCCUACCAACCUGCCCUUCCUGCCCACCUCACCAACCUACCCAUCCUACUUACCUUCCUGCAUGCAUCCCAUCCACUUAACUACCCACUGAUUCCACUUCCCACCCCACCACCUACACUUCAUACCCCAUCUAAAGUACCAACCCAUGGAACUUACCUACCAACAUUAUUAAAUGACUGGACAUCUCAUCCCUGUUUUAGAGAACACUGAUGAUUUUCACCUUAACAAUCGCCAAAUUGCCACAUAUUUUUCUACCCACCCUCUUGGCUGACUUAAUAUAUACCUAUCUUCUGUACCCAUGCACACUACCUAAAUCUAGAGGGAAGUUAAUAAUUCAAUAAACCCACAGUCUUAGAAACUCUCAGACUGAUACAAUCUAUAUUUUUCAUACCUUAGGUUCGAGAGGAAGGGUUUUUAUCCUUGUACAAGGGAUGGCUUCCAACAUGGAGUAGAAUGGUAAGAAAUAAUUAAUGUCAAAAUGACAAAGCAAAAACGUUCCUACCAUGUCACAGGGGAACAGUAUCAAUGAAAGGAGUAAUGAAAAACGAUUAUCAGGCCCAAAAGGAAAAUAGCUAAGCACCAAGAUAGUACAUCUUAUUGAUUUUACUAAUACGUGAGAUCCCUGAUGUGCUCUGGUGGCUGUCAUAGAAAUGUAUUUGUGUCAUUACUAUUAGAAGUAAAAGGUUAUUACUAGUAGUUUUAAUUUGCAAAUCAAGCAAACCAUGACUGCUUUUUAUAGUCAGUUUUAUCUUACAAUAUUACUUUCACAACUUAGUCCUAGCACCCCAUGAAUACAAUUGGUAACCCUAUCUGACCACCAUUGCUUGAAUUUGCUAGACUUUCACCCAGUCAGCAAGGACUAUUAACACCUUAUUAUUUUGUUGUUGUUGUUUUUCAGGCUCCCUGGUCACUCACAUUCUGGCUUGUGUAUGAAAGAAUUCGAAACCUUACAGGAAUGGCAGGAUUUUAACUUGCAGAGUUGAUCUUUUAGGCAUUAUUGUUAAAAUCAUAAUAAUUAUCAUGUGACAGAUAUUGAAACUCUGAUGUGGAGAGAUAGCGGUGGGAUAGACAGAGGGGAACCAUGUACCUUAUAACCCACCUGUGCGUACGUUAAUUUUCCAAGUAGUUUAAUGUCAUUGUGUUGGGGAAGUAAGAGUCACAGUUUACAUAAAAAAAUGUAAGGGUCAUCAAACAUUCAAGUUGUAAGGUACUAUAAAAACCUUCAUGCCAGUUAUUGUACAGACUAUUUUAAGAUUUUCAUAUGAACAUAUUUAUUGAUGCAUGGCAUUAUCAAAUUUGAAAAAUAAUUUACAUGAAUUCAAAGAGAGAGAUC
Molecule: messenger RNA, 14350 nt
Organism: Porites evermanni
Lineage: Eukaryota; Metazoa; Cnidaria; Anthozoa; Scleractinia; Poritidae
Source: the annotation of a GenBank genome assembly